Molecule: messenger RNA, 2340 nt
Organism: Lingula anatina
Lineage: Eukaryota; Metazoa; Brachiopoda; Lingulata; Lingulida; Lingulidae
Product: snake venom 5'-nucleotidase-like
Biological process (GO): AMP catabolic process
Cellular component (GO): plasma membrane
Molecular function (GO): nucleotide binding; metal ion binding; 5'-nucleotidase activity
Source: RefSeq, a predicted model, not a curated record
CUUUCCUAGUCGAGCUCUAAUUUUGCUUCAAGGUCUGAACAUGCAAAUUGUUUCACUGUCCUUUGUGUUACCACAGUGAUUUUUUAAAGACCCCAACUUUAAUUAGCCGUACAUGUUAUGUAUUUCUUUUGUUAUGCAAUUUUGGUACGCGACAGUUUCAGGGGGAAACUGUGUUGAUUAAUCACGACGCGGUGACAUCGGAAGAGGCGGUGUAGAGGGAGUGUGUAGGGUCAUGUGGGUAGCUCAUUUGAACUCGAGGCACGGUUAGCAUAAUAAGUGAAACCGUGACCAAACAAAGCACACUCGCCUUAGUAAAUACUGAGAGACGGAAAGAUGGAGACGCUCGUCAAAAUCGGUUUCUACAUUACAUGUUUCACUCUAAGCUAUGGAUUUAAUUUGACUAUUUUACACACCAACGAUGUUCAUGCACGGUUUGAACAGUUUGACAAGUAUGGAGGCAGGUGCUCGGAAACAGAGGCAGAAGCGGGGGAAUGUUUCGGGGGAGUGGCACGAAGAUACACUAAAAUCGAGGAAAUUCGUAACGCUGAACAGAACGUGGUGUUAUUGGACGCUGGGGAUCAGUUCCAAGGCACAUUGUGGUUCACUAUCUACAAGGGGAUGGCGACAUCAUACUUCAUGAAUAAACUGAAGUACGAUGCUAUGGUAUUAGGCAAUCACGAGUUUGAUAAUAAGGUUAGCGGCCUUCUUCCUUUUCUUCAAAACGUCACAUUCCCUGUAAUAAGUGCUAAUAUCGACGCCAGUAAUGUUCCAGAAAUACAAGGGCUGUUCAACAAGUCAACAGUAUUAGAUGUGGCCGGAGAGAAGAUAGGGGUUGUCGGUUGCACAUAUAGGGCCACACCGACCAUAUCAAGCCCAGGCAACUUGAUUUUUACCGACGAGGUUUCGGCUGUUCAAGCAGAGGUCGAAAGGUUAACGUCACAGGGUAUCAAUAAAAUCAUUGUAUUGGGACAUUCUGGGUUUUCUGUGGAUAAAAAGAUUGCUGAACAAGUGUCAGAAGUGGAUAUAAUCGUUGGCGGACACACUAACACAUUUCUUUAUACCGGUACCCCGCCAGAUAAAGAAAUUCCAGAAGGCGAGUAUCCAACCGUUAUAACCCAGGCGUCUGGUGGCAAAGUGUUAUUGGUUUCUGACUUUUGGAUGGCUAAAUAUUUGGGGCACUUACGUGUAACAUUCGAUGCAGCGGGAAUUGUGACAGCGUGGACUGGUAACCCCAUUCUACUGGAUAAAAACAUUACGGAAGAUAAUGCUACCCUAACAGAGAUGCAGCCGUGGCAACAACGAGUUACAGCAUAUGGUUCACAAAAGAUAGGCUACAGCCUGGUCUUCAUGGAUAAUGCGAAAUGCCGCCUGGCUGAAUGUGUUUUUGGUAAUCUGAUAGCAGACGCCUUAGUUGACACCUACUUGAAACCCACUGAUGGAACGAGAUGGACCAAUGCCUCCAUUGGCCUGUGGAACAGCGGCGGGAUACGAGCACCAAUCGAUAUUGGUGACAUUUACGUGUCAGACGUACUGAGUGCCGCACCAUUCGGUAAUGGUGUAGACAUCGUCAGGAUAAGUGGAAGUACGCUUUGGGAACUCAUGGAACAUUCUGUUUCUGAAUACGAGAAGAGAAGCGGUCGUUUCUUACAGGUCUCAGGUCUUCGAGUUGUGUAUGACCUGUCUAAGCCAGUGGGCCGUCGAGUGGUCAGCAUUGACGUCAGGUGCGCUGACUGUACAGUCCCCGAGUUCCAGCCCCUUGUUAAGACAAAAUCAUACGAUGUGGUCACCAACACUUUCUUAAUGGGGGGAGGAGAUGCAUAUGACGUUUUGAAAGAGAACAUUUUAUAUCCGUAUGGAAUAGACAGCCUAGAUUCAGAUGUUAUAAUGGACUUUAUCCAAAAGUACUCUCCGAUAUAUCAAGGAUUAGAAGGCCGAAUCAGGAUGUCUUCAGAAGAAAUGUCGUGUACAACCAGUAAAGCAUUCACACUUGCACCAACAUUUAUGUUGAUAUUGUUUGCACUGACAUUAAGAAAAUGCUUUAAUGUCGUUUUACUUUAAAGAUGGGAUUUGUAUUAGAGACUUUUGGCGUUUUCGAGUGAAAUGCACAUAUACCGGUAGUGAUAGACAAAAACGUACGCCAGAUUUGUAAAUAUCAAUGCUCUAGAUAGAAAUGUAUCGUGUAUAGAUGUUUAUAUAAAGAAAAAACUUUGUAGACGCACAAUUCAUUGUAUUGUUUCUAUGCAAAAAAUAUUCUAACAUUUGUGUAUUUGUCACUGACUUUAUCGAACCACAACCAAACAAACAUGUAUGCGCAAAAAAAUAAAUAAAUAAAUAAAUAAA